Molecule: messenger RNA, 1725 nt
Organism: Epinephelus moara (kelp grouper)
Lineage: Eukaryota; Metazoa; Chordata; Actinopteri; Perciformes; Serranidae
Product: deoxynucleoside triphosphate triphosphohydrolase SAMHD1-like
Exons: 11
Coding region: 290-1396 (368 amino acids)
Biological process (GO): dGTP catabolic process; regulation of innate immune response; defense response to virus
Cellular component (GO): nucleus
Molecular function (GO): dGTPase activity
Source: RefSeq, a predicted model, not a curated record
AAAACGGAAAGUAUUUCUACACAGUUUUAAAAAUUUAAAUAAGUAGCAUGGCCUCAUUAAGCCUAAGCAUACAGUAUAUAAACAGUAUUUUCAUUGUUGCAUUUUAAAUUUCUCUGAAGUGGUUGCAGUAAUUCAGUGCAAGAACACUCACCUCACUGGAUUUAUUUUUCUUUCACACCUCACUUUUCUUUCUUGAACUCAUUCCCUACUGUGCUCUUAUGUACAUUCUUUAUUCCAUAGAAAUCACUUUCUCCAGAAAAUCCAGCACAGUAUCAGGAAGCUUUGGAAGAUGGCAGAGCAAGGACAGUACAAGGUGUUUAAUGAUCCCAUCCACGGGCAUAUGGCGUUACACCCACUGCUCGUCAAAAUCAUUGACACACCUCAGUUCCAGAGACUACGAAACAUCAAGCAGCUUGGAGGGGCUUACUUUGUUUACCCUGGAGCAUCCCACAACCGCUUUGAACACUCUAUUGGGGUGGGGUACCUAGCAGGAGAACUUGCAAAAGCUCUGCGUGCAAGUCCAAGGCAGCCAAAACUCAAAAUCACUCCUACAGACAUCCUUUGUGUGCAGAUUGCUGGUCUUUGCCAUGACCUGGGACAUGGACCCUUUUCCCAUCUGUAUGAUAAGAUGUUCAUCCCCAAGGCACGUCCAGGACAUAAGUGGAGGCAUGAGGACGCCUCUGUACAGAUGUUUGACCACCUAAUGAAAUGUAAUGGCCUCGAGGACAAGAUCACGUCUGUGGACCUGACCUUCAUCAAAGAGAUGAUUGCAGGACCACUCAAAAAAAGACAGGUCGAACCGCACACAGAGACAGUUGAUGAGUGGCCAUAUGAAGGCCGUACACAGGACAAGUCCUUCCUCUAUGAAAUUGUGGCCAACAAAAGAAAUGGCAUUGAUGUGGACAAGUUUGACUACCUUUCCAGGGACUGCUACCACCUGGGCAUCCGGAACAACUUUGACCAUCUUCGCUUCCUAAAGUUUGCCAGGGUGUGUGAGGUGGAUGGGCAGAAGCACAUCUGCACGAGAGACAAGGAGGUGAUCAGUCUGUAUGACUUGUUCCACACAAGGAACGGUCUCCACAGAAGAGCCUGUCAGCACAGAGUUCACUCUAUCAUAGAGAAUAUGAUUGCAGAGGCCUUUUUAAAAGCAGACGAGCACAUCCAGAUUGAAGGAUCAGGAGGGAAGAUGUUCACUCUCUCCACAGCCAUAGAUGACAUGGAGGCCUACACCAAGCUGACAGAUCGUGUGUUUGAACAAAUACUCAACUCUUACUCCCCAACGAUGGCUGAGGCUAGGCAGAUUCUCACCAAGACCAUCUCUGAAAACCUCUCAGAAAUUCUGACAGCAAUAAAAUCUGAGGAACCCAGCGAGCCCACUAAGUUUGUGUUCUCCUAGUGUCCUUGUCACCACUGGUAGCAUGAGGUGGUACCUGCAGCCCAAUCAGAUUGCACAGGUAGUCCAGCUCCUCCAGGAUGGCACAUCCAUGCGUGCAGCUGCAAGACGUUUGCAGUGUCUCCCAGCACAGUCUCAAGAGCAAAGAGGAGAUACCAGGAGACUGGCAGUUACACGAGGAGAGCUGGACAGGGCUGUAGAAGGGCAUCAACCCAGCUGCAGGACCAGUAUCUGCUCCUUUGUGCGAGGAGGAACAGGAGGAGCACUGUCUGAACCCUACAAAAUGACCUCCAGCAGGCUACUGGUGAGCAUCAGAUACCCCACUGGUAUAA